This is a messenger RNA of Mesorhabditis belari, 1854 nucleotides long. The record is from the annotation of a GenBank genome assembly. NCBI's taxonomy places the organism in Eukaryota, Metazoa, Nematoda, Chromadorea, Rhabditida, Rhabditidae.
AUGUUGUUGCGAGUGCCAAAUGGAGGACUUCGGCUGAUCAGCGUGCUUUCAACGAGGAGUGCUGCAUCACAGGCAUCCUCAUCUACAACACCGCCAUUAACGAAUACUCCGUUGAAUGAUGAGAAGGCGAAAGAAAUCGAACAAUGUUUUUCACGGCUUGAUCUCACAUUCCGAAAUACCAAGGAGGCUUUUAAGUCAAAAUCGAACGGUGAACUGCUGAGGGCGAUUGCCGUACUCCAAAUUUGUGAAUAUGAAUUCCUCGUGCAAAACAAUAUGCGGAUACUCAACACACUUCGGGCCACCCUCGGGAAGAAUCUUUUCAAAAAACUACUCAAAAAGACGUUUUAUGGACACUUUGUUGCCGGCGAGGAUGAGAAUGAGGUGAUGCCAACUGUGGAGCGGCUGAAGCAAUUCGGAGUAAAAUCGAUUCUCGAUUAUUCGGUCGAAGCCGAUUUGACCCCGAAGCAAGCACAAGAGAAGACGGAGAAGGGGAUGUCAAAAGCAACACAAGUAACUUCUGAGGCAAUUACCUCAUCAGGACUCGUCGACAAAAAUACCGCCGAGAAGACUCGAGAACGCUACUCUGCUCAUCACGAAUUCGCUGAUCGUCGAAAGGACCAAUUCUCAGCAAGGACAUACUUCUACGAAGGAGAAGAAGAAUGCGAUCGUAAUCGGGAUAUUUUCUGUCAGACUGUCGAUGCUGUGGCCAAGGCGACCGGUGGUGAAGGAUUUGCGGCUAUAAAAAUUACGGCUCUUGGACGUCCAGGACUGCUACUGAAACUCUCUGAAUCGAUUGCUCAAACAAAGAAUUUCUUCAACGCCCUCACGAGUGACACGAAUAGCCGAACUGAGAAAAGACGACUUACCGAAUCGGAUUUCAUCCAGAAGUUAAAGGAAUUUGGCGUUCGCACCGAUUCCGAGGAGGCCUCCGAUUGGUUCAAGUCUGUUGAUUUCGAUUCAGAUGGCUCACUGGAUUUCCAUGGUUGGCAACAUUUACUGGAAGAAAACAAAAAGUUAGGCGAUAUGUUCAAGGUUUUAAACAUCAAAACCGGGAAGCUUGAGCCGCUGAUUCAAAACUUGACUAGUGAUGAAGAGAAAGAGUUCACCAACAUGGUUCGUCGAACACUCGAUGUUGCAGAACAUGCUAUUUCAAGAGGAGUCAGAGUAAUGGUUGACGCUGAGCAAACGUAUUUCCAGCCGGCUAUCAGCAGAAUGGCAAUUCAAAUGAUGAGAAAAUACAAUAAAGAACGAGGAAAUAUCUUUAACACGUAUCAAGCCUAUCUAAAGAGUGCUCUCGAUUGUAUGGAGUGUGAUAUGCAAUUGGCGAGAAGAGAGGGAUGGCAUUUUGGAGCGAAAUUGGUACGUGGUGCUUACAUGGAACAAGAGCGUAAACGGGCCACCACAAUCGGGUACGAGGACCCGAUCAACCCAGACUUUGAGGCCACCUCCAAGAUGUACGAAAAAUGUUUAACCAGGAUAGCUGAUGAGUGUGAUCGCCGAGGCCGGGGAAAUGUUUCUGUGAUGGCCGCUUCGCACAAUGAAAACACUGUUCGCUUUGCGGUUAAUUUAAUGCGUGAACGCUGCUACGCUCCAAGUGAGAAGAUUCUUUGCUUUGCUCAACUUUACGGCAUGUGUGAUCAGGUUUCUUUCCCUCUCGGUCAAGCCGGCUACUCAGUGUACAAAUAUCUCCCAUAUGGACCCGUUGAAGACGUGUUGCCUUAUCUUUCACGAAGAGCCCUAGAAAAUGGAUCAUUGCUCAAGAAGGCAAAUCAGGAACGCGGCCUCUUGAUAAAAGAAUUCCGCCGACGUAUUGGUGCUGGACAAUUGGUUUACAAAGUGCCGAUUCCCGAGAAA